Misgurnus anguillicaudatus (oriental weatherfish) is the source of this 1921-nucleotide messenger RNA. RefSeq names its product methenyltetrahydrofolate synthetase domain containing (gene mthfsd). Gene Ontology annotation, molecular function: RNA binding. Lineage: Eukaryota; Metazoa; Chordata; Actinopteri; Cypriniformes; Cobitidae. The record is from RefSeq and is a predicted model, not a curated record. Gene Ontology annotation, cellular component: cytoplasm.
AGUUUUCGGAGGCAGCCAAUGAGUUCACAGCUCAGUCCAGAAGAUGGCGGUAAUGCACCAUGUUUGCAAACUGCCAAUAAAAAAACACAGAAGAAAUUUUAAACAGAACCUUCAAAUGACACUGUCGUGUUUACUACUUUCUACUGCUGAAUGAUUUACCGUUGUGUAAUGGAGCAAGUUUUAAAGAUUAAAGGGGAGGAGAGUAAAUGGGACAUUCGCCAUAAAGUGUGGGAUUACAUCGAGGACCAAAAUCUGGCAAAUUUUCCUCGACCUGUACACAACAGAAUUCCCAACUUUAAGGGUGCAACACUUGCUUGUAACAGACUUAUUGAUCUGGGCAAGUUCAGAUCCAGCAGAGUGGUCAAAGUGAAUCCGGACAGGCCUCAGGGACAGGCCCGCUUCAUUGCUUUACAUGCAGGAAAAAAAUUGCUUGUUCCAACACCUCGUCUAAAAACUGGAUUGUUCAAUAAGAUUGUUCCUCCGAAAGGUGCAACCAAUCAAGAACUGCGUGUUUGUUCAACAUCUCAGGGUGUAAAAGAGUUCAGUGUUCCUAUUGGAUUAAAUGACAAUGUUCAUGUGGAUCUUGUUGUGGUUGGAUCUGUUGCUGUGUCUGAGAAAGGUUACAGAAUUGGAAAAGGCGAGGGUUUUGCAGACAUGGAAUAUGCUAUGAUGGCAUGCAUGGGAGCUGUAUGCGAAUCCAGUGUGGUCAUCACUAUCGUUCAUGACUGUCAGGUCAUGGAGAUUCCAGAGACACUUAUUGAAGGUCAUGACCUCACAGUUGACUUCAUUCUUACCCCAUCAAGAAUAAUCAAAACUGAAUGUAAACGGCCCAAGCCUCAAGGCAUCAUUUGGUCAAAGUUGGACACAGAGGUGCUGAAGAAAAUACCUAUUUUAAAGAAGCUAAGAUCAAUACAGCAAGAAGCAGAAAAGGAUGUGACUUUAAAAACACCCCCUGCUGGAGAAGACGAGAAUGAAAGCUCCCAAGAGAGCUGCCAGAGUAAUAUCCAACGUGAGCUAAAGCGGGAAUCUCAUUGGCAGCAUGGGCAUUUGGUUUCUAAAGGUGACCAGCGUGGUAGGUUUAAGAGUGUGUUCCCUAAGAGUCCCGUCAGCACCAUAUACCUAGGCGACAUUCCCUCAAGGUUACGUGUGAGUGAGCUAAAGACGCUGCUCAGAGAACAUGAAGCUGUGCCUUUGAGAAUCAUCUGGCAGGGUGCGCAGCAUAGAGCCUUUCUACAUUACGCUGAUAGCACGAGAGCAGAACACGCGCUCAGAGCACUACAAAAACUCUCUGUUCAUGGCAGCACCAUGCGUGCUGAAUGUGUCAGGAGUGGGGCCACGGACGGGACAGGUCAAAAAGAAGAACCUAGUGAAGAUUAAAUGAUUAUUAAUCUAAUGUGCUUUCUAAAUAACACUAUCCUUUAGCAGCAAAACCAUCUUGUACUUUUGCAAUUUCUUAACCCCAGCUUCCAUAGGGUGUCUAAAAAAUCCGGUUUGUUCUUAUCUUGAAAUUCAUCUUAUCUUAUCUUGAAAUUCAUAGAGCUAAAGAGAUUAGUUUUGUGUUUAUUUAUUUAUUUUGAUAAAUAAUGUCUAUAAAUAGAAAAACUACACUCAAAAAAUGGCCCAUUGGUUGAAUGUAUUUUAAUCACGUGGCAAAUAACCACAUAAUAUUAUUACAAUAAUAUAUCUAGUCAUGUUUCUUAGAUGCAACCUAACUCUUUUUAAGUUGACGUAAUGUUAUAAUUGUACGUGGAAAUUUGCCAUGUAGAUAAAAUACAUUCAAUUGAUGAUGCAUUUUAUUUAAAGAGUCUUUAACGCAAGAAAAGCUUAUGUGUGUGCGUGCGUGCGUGCGUGUGUGUUGGUUGUUCCUCUGUGGAUGACUUCAAACUCGCAAAAGAAAUUAAAUACAAGUUUCAUUAUAACA